Messenger RNA from Syngnathoides biaculeatus (alligator pipefish), 2708 nucleotides. RefSeq lists its product as uncharacterized. The record is from RefSeq and is a predicted model, not a curated record. Gene Ontology annotation, biological process: positive regulation of hippo signaling. NCBI's taxonomy places the organism in Eukaryota, Metazoa, Chordata, Actinopteri, Syngnathiformes, Syngnathidae. Gene Ontology annotation, cellular component: cytoplasmic side of apical plasma membrane; cytoskeleton. The transcript is spliced from 14 exons. Bases 292 to 2055 code for a protein of 587 amino acids.
UCCCGCACCCCUUCAGUUGUUUUCAAUGGUACAGUCCAAAUCUGCUCCUGUAGGCUGUGGUUUCGGAGGUUCUCCACAGUGCACGCACGCUGCCGUGUUGCGUCUUUAUGAGUCUUUUCGCACAUGUAUAGAUUUCGUAUCAAAGUCCAGAUAUAUCGCCGCCGGAGCAAAUCCUGGGUAAAACCGAGACUCAUCUCCGACAUUUAACACCCGAUCUGAUAUGGAUGACGUGUGUGAAUCAUCGAAACGCUUUAAACAAGGAUAGAGUUGUGAUCAACACAAGGUACUACAAUGACCUCUUCAGUCAAGCAGCAGAGAAGCAUUUGUGUAGUUCUACCCAACAAACACCAUCUGGAGAUGACUGUCGGGCCAAAGGCCACAGGGCAGGAUGUUUUCAAUCAGGUGGCAGAGAUUCUUGGUAUCAAAGAGAUGCACUUGUUUGGCCUCACAGUAGUGCGAGACAAUGAGCACAUAUUUUUAGACAUGGAGGAGAAGUUGACCAAGUACUUACCCAAAGAAUGGAAGCAAGAGUCUGGAAAGGGUUUAGAGAAGAGAGCCUUCCCUUUAGUACUCUGCAUUAAAGUGCAGUACUAUGUUGAGAAUGGCAGACUUAUUUGUGAACGCAAGGCACGCCAUCUGUACUACUCUGACCUACGUGAGCGGGUGUUGCGCUCCGAAUGCCGUCAGCAGGAGGAGGUGUACUUCCAGCUAGCAGGUUACGCCAUGCAGGCGGAUCUCGGUGACCACCAGCUGCCCACGGAGGGGGAAGAGAGUGCCCCGUAUUUCCAACCUAAGGAGUACUUUCCCCCAUGGAUAAUAGCGAAGCGGGGCCUCAACUAUCUCCUCUGCCAUGGCCCCAAAGUGCACCAGGACCUGUGGGGCAUGUCAGCUCGUGAUGCCAUCCUCCUCUUUAUCAGAGAGUCAUGUCGACUGGAAGAUGUACCAGUCAGAUUUUACAGACUGCAAAAGGACAAGAAGCAAGAGAGGGGAACGGCGGUACUCGGCCUGACCCUGAGAGGAAUGCAAGUUUAUCAGGAGGCAAACAACAUCAGACAGCUGCUGUAUGACUUCCCCUGGUCCAAUGUGGGACGGCUCACCUUCCUAGGAAAGAAAUUUGAGAUCCAACCGGAUGGUUUGCCAUCAGCCAGGAAGCUUGUUUACUACACGGGAUCGUCAUUCCGCUCGCGACACCUCCUCUUGCAUCUGAGCCGCAGUCAUCGCAUCUACCUCAGCCUACAGCCUGCCCUGAAGCACCUCCGCCAGCUGGAGGACAGUGAAGAAAAAAAACGUUACAGAGAAUCUUACAUCAGUGAUGAUCUGGACUUGGACCCAGCUGGCAGCGAGAGUAGCCCGGGUUUGUCCCGCAUCUCCACCAGCAGCUCAGGCAUCGAAGCUGACGCCCGCCAACACAGCAUCUUCACAGAGAUUGCCUCCAUGGAGGAGGAAUCGGAACAGAAGGCAGAGAAGUGUUCCUGCUCCACAGCCAGCCAAGUCAGCUCCUCUACAUCUGGUAUCGGCAGCGGCAGGAAAGCUCACACGAAGGAUGAGGAGUGGCGAGAGGAAGAAAUGAAGGCCGACACCACACAGGAAGUUCUUGCGGAUUAUCCAGCUGAAAUGUUCCAGCUGGCCGACCUUCUCGAUGGUGUGUCUGUGGAUUGCUCCCUCUCCACAGAGACAAAAUCACCAGGUGUGAAUACAGAGAACAAAGUGUGCCUCUCAGAAAACAAUGAUCAUCUCCUAAAUAUGGAGCGCACACGUAUACAGGAGGUGGAUGCUAGAUCACACGCUUGUGUUGACCGGCACAGCCACAGUCUCGACGAUGUUAGUUUGUUCCCACCUCAAGUACCCCUGGGGACCACCCUGCCAGCGGAUUCCUCACACAGCUACACUUUUGGCCUCUCAGACACAUCAGCAGCCACAAAGACGCCCGUGGUUCCCGACCGUUACACUUUCUUGCACUGCCAAGCCAACCCUUCCUUCUACGGUCGCAGGUCUACCCACUGCCUAUCACUGGACCUGCUUGCGGAUGAACAGUUCCUGGAGUUCAUUCUGUGAACAAAUUAUACAGUGGUCUUCAUAUUUGCCUCAUUUGUGUGAUGAAGGUUGUCUGCAGAAUCUGUUUGUUUUUAAUGUGGCCUCUGUGACAACAGUGGACACCAUAUAUUUUUGUGUUUUUCUUCCUACUAUUCUGUGGAGAAGGUCAGUUUUUUUUUGUUUUGUUUUUUACCAGAAACAUUUCUUUGUCAGUGACAUAUUUAUUGUUUUUUUAUGUUUUGUACAUAUACUUGCGUUUUAGGACAUUUCAGUUUAUCCAUGCAAAAAAAAGUUCAAUCAAGACAAAUGUUUUGUGUGCCAGCCAUCUCUUGAAAGGUUAUUACAAGCAGAAAUAAGGUUUGUUAUCCUCUUAUGGAUAUUCAUCAGAUAGAAUCUCCAUUUAAACUAACUCGAGCACUGUAAAAAUAUUUAAAAUGAGCUUGUUGUAUGCCGAAACCAUUCCUAACCACAGUGUCAAUUCUUUAUCUUUUUUUUUUUGUUUUUCUUUUUUUCUGUGGUGUGGUUGGUCAAAUCUUUCCUAUUAUUCUGCCUCAGCAAAUGUAGCUACUGGUGCAGAAAAUGAAACUUCUUUACAGGUUGUAAACCACUCAUCCAAAGUCUCCACAUGCUUAAACUCUUUACUAUUUUCAUAAUUAUAACUGUUUGCAAAGCUC